AGACGCACGCCGCCGCGCCCCUGCUGGCCGCUCUGGGGGAGCUGCUGGCCACGGACGAGGUCCAGCCCGAGCCCUCCUGGAUCCCCGCGGCGGACGACGCCGAGGAUGCCGGGCAGGCAGCCGCUCGCCUUCCGUGCCACGAGGACUGGCCCGCGGAGGCGCGCCUCCUGGCCUGGCCCAUCCUCCCCUGCUGGCGCGCGUGGACGGCGGCCGACGGCCUCUCCGAGGCGGCCGAGACCCUCGGCGACCGCGUGGUGCUGCCACUGCUGCGCAGGGCGCUCAGGCGUCACGGCGCUGGCUUCCCCGCGAUUGAGGUGCGGGACAUGGUGCUCGCGGGCCUGCUGGGCACCGCGGUCGACGACCGCGACGCCGGGCGGCUCAGCGCCGCGGUGCAGCUGUCGCUCCGGUGCCUGCCCCGCGACCUCGAGGUUGCAGCGGCCCCGCCCCUCCGGGCAGCCGUGGCGGCUUUGGCCGACCUGGUAGCAGAGGGGGCGCCUGCGGGCGAGGGGGCGCUGCUGCUGGCGCUGCAGCCAGGGUGCCUCGCGGCGGCGGACGCGCGGGGUUGCCUGGAGCGGCUGGUGCGGCCGCUGCUGGUGGCCGACGACCCCGGCGAGCGGGAGCUGCGCCUCGCCGUGCUCUGCGGCGGCGCACUCAGCAUGCACUCCAAGGGCCCCGCCGAGGGCUCGGACGAGCAGGACU
Molecule: messenger RNA, 699 nt
Organism: Prorocentrum cordatum
Lineage: Eukaryota; Dinophyceae; Prorocentrales; Prorocentraceae
Source: the annotation of a GenBank genome assembly